This is a messenger RNA of Setaria italica (foxtail millet), 2004 nucleotides long. Its product is annotated as heat shock 70 kDa protein BIP4-like. NCBI's taxonomy places the organism in Eukaryota, Viridiplantae, Streptophyta, Magnoliopsida, Poales, Poaceae. Gene Ontology annotation, biological process: protein refolding; endoplasmic reticulum unfolded protein response; cellular response to unfolded protein. The transcript has a single exon. Gene Ontology annotation, cellular component: endoplasmic reticulum lumen; membrane; nucleus. Gene Ontology annotation, molecular function: misfolded protein binding; ATP binding; ATP-dependent protein folding chaperone. The record is from RefSeq and is a predicted model, not a curated record. Bases 1 to 2004 code for a protein of 667 amino acids.
AUGGCGCCGGGUCGCGUGUGGACGCUUCUGUUCGCGCUGCUGGUCGCCGAUCUCGUAGCCCCGAUUCACGCUGCCGCACCGCCUCAUGGAGGAGGCGGCGACAAGAACACCGGCACCGUGAUCGGCAUCGACCUGGGCACGACCUACUCGUGCGUCGGCGUCUACCGGAACGGCCACGUCGAGAUCAUCGCCAACGACCAGGGCAACCGGAUCACGCCCUCCUGGGUCGCCUUCACCGACGGCGGCGAGCGGCUCAUCGGCGAGGCCGCCAAGAACCAGGCGGCGGCCAACCCGGAGCGCACCAUCUACGACGCCAAGAGGCUCAUCGGCCGCCAGUUCGACGACGCCGUGGUGCAGCGCGACAUGAAGCUGCUGCCCUACGCCGUCGUCGACAGGAACGGCAAGCCGCACGUGCGGGUCCAGGUCAGGGACGGCGACGUGCGCGAGUUCAGCCCCGAGGAGGUGAGCGCCAUGGUGCUCACCAAGAUGAAGGAGACCGCCGAGGCCUACCUCGGCGAGAAGGUCACGCACGCCGUCGUCACCGUCCCGGCCUACUUCAACGACGCGCAGCGCCAGGCCACCAAGGACGCCGGCGUCAUCGCCGGCCUCACCGUGCUCCGCAUCGUCAACGAGCCCACCGCCGCUGCCAUUGCCUACGGCAUCGACAAGAAGGGCGCCGAGAAGAACGUCCUCGUCUUCGACCUCGGCGGCGGCACCUUCGACGUCAGCGUCCUGGCUAUCGACAACGGAGUCUUCGAGGUGCUCGCCACCAACGGCGACACCCACCUCGGCGGCGAGGACUUCGACCAGCGCGUCAUGGACUACUUCAUCAAGCUCAUCAAGCGCAAGCACGCCCGGGACAUCGCCGGCGACGCCCGCGCGCUGGGGAAGCUGCGCCGCGAGUGCGAGCGCGCCAAGCGCGCGCUCAGCAACCAGCACCAGGUGCGCGUCGAGAUCGAGGCGCUCUUCGACGGCGUCGACUUCUCGGAGCAGCUCACAAGGGCUCGCUUCGAGGAGCUAAACAACGACCUGUUCCGGAAGACGAUGGUGCCGGUGAAGAAGGCCAUGGCGGACGCCGGGCUGAAUAAGGGCGACAUCGACGAGAUUGUGCUCGUCGGCGGCAGCACCAGGAUCCCCAAGGUGCAGCAGCUGCUCAAGGACUACUUUAACGGCAAGGAGCCCAGCAAGGGGGUCAACCCCGACGAGGCCGUCGCGUACGGCGCCGCCGUCCAGGGAAGUAUCCUCAGCGGGCACGUCGACGAGAACACCAAAGGCAUGAUCCUCCUCGACGUCGCACCGCUGACACUGGGCAUGGAGACCGCCGGCGGGGUGAUGACCAAGCUGAUCACGAGGAACACGGUGGUGCCGACGAAGAAGACGCAGGUGUUCACCACGUACCAGGACAGGCAGACCACGGUGAGCAUCAAGGUGUUCGAGGGCGAGCGGAGCAUGACCAAGGACAACCGCCUCCUCGGCAAGUUCGACCUCACCGGGAUCCCGCCGGCGCCUAGGGGCACGCCGCAGAUCGAGGUCACCUUCGAGGUGGACGCCAACGGCAUCCUCCACGUGACGGCGGCGGACAAGGGCACCGGCAAGUCGGAGAAGAUCACCAUCACGAGCGACGACCGCCGGCUCAGCCAGGAGGAGGUCGACCGGAUGGUCCGUGAGGCGGAGGAGUUUGCGGAGGAGGAUCGGAAGGUGAGGGAGCGGGUCGACGCGCGCAACAAGCUGGAGACGUACGUCUACCAGGUCAAGAGCACCAUGGAUGACACCAAGAUGGCCGACAAGAUGGACGUCGAGGACAAGGAGAGGAUGGAGGAGGCAGUCAGGGAAGCCAACGAAUGGCUCGAGGGCAACUCCUUAGAUGCUGACAAGGAGGACUACGAGGAUAAGCUCAAGCAGCUGGAGGAUGUGUGCAACCCUAUCAUCUCGGCGGUGUACCAGAAGUCGUCCGGCAGUCCAGGGGAAGACAACUACGAUGAGGAUGAUCAUGAUGAACUUUAG